AAAUCUCCUGCGCGCGACAUUCUUUGCUCGCUUUUGUCCCGGAAGAACAAGAUUUCUCAUCGUGUCAGUCGUCGCCACCCUUCGUGCCAAAACAACUUCUUUCUAGAAGCCAGCCCGGGCUGUAAAAUGGCUGGAACAGCUUUAAAAAGACUCAUGGCUGAAUACAAACAACUGACCCUGAACCCUCCAGAGGGGAUUGUAGCAGGGCCUGCAAAUGAAGAAAAUUUCUUUGAAUGGGAGGCUCUGAUUAUGGGACCAGAGGACACAUGUUUUGAGGGCGGUGUGUUCCCUGCCAUCCUCAGUUUCCCUUCAGACUACCCUCUCAGCCCUCCCAAGAUGAAGUUCACCUGUGACAUGUUUCAUCCGAACAUCUACCCAGAUGGCCGUGUGUGUAUCUCAAUCCUGCACGCUCCUGGUGAUGACCCCAUGGGCUAUGAGAGCAGUGCUGAGAGAUGGAGUCCCGUGCAGAGCGUAGAGAAGAUCCUGCUGUCUGUGGUCAGCAUGCUCGCUGAGCCCAACGAUGAGAGCGGAGCAAACGUGGACGCCUCAAAGAUGUGGCGUGAGGACAGAGAGCAGUUCAGCCGACUAGCUAAGCAGAUCGUGCGCAAAUCUCUGAGCCUCUGACACACUCUCACACUCCAGGACAGUAAGGAUUGACAUUUACAAGAAUCAAACUCCCCACAGAAGAGAAGAGUGUCUGUCCUGAGUGUUGUAGUGUACUACCCCCUACCUCCACCAGUGUGAGCACUUUAUUCCCAUCCAGGCUUUCAUUCUCUCUUCCCAGUCCUCCCCUCUCCUGUGAUUGGGUGGAUGCGUUGGACAAAUGGCUUUUGAUGAAGAAGGUAAAGUGACAUACAUUCACCAGACAGUGUUCUAAAAGAGAGCCAAGCAUCAUUCACUGAAUAAGUACACAAACCAGUUAUUCACAGCCAUUUUGGGCUGCCGGUUUGUCUGUCAUGCCUGUUACCUGUCCAUAGUUAAGCAACGGAAUGCAGCUUCGGUUUGCUGACAGUCUGCUGAUGCAUGCUUUAAUGCCUCAGUCUAAUAAAAUGCAUCGUGAGGCAGUGACUGAGACUAUCACAUCCACUUCCAGAUUCUAUUAAUGAUAUUUUAGAAAUAAGGAAAAGGAUCAUGUCUAUGGAUGCAAAUGUAAUAAAUGUUCUAAUUAAAUACAUUUGAUUACAUUUAAUAUGAAAAUGUUUUGAAAUUUGGUAAUGCACAGAUAGUUCAGUGGUUUUCACUGUGGCUUUUUACUUUUAUGGAGGUUUUUAGAUUCAGUAGUAACAAGCUGGAAUCAUCCAGCCUUCUGCAGAAAGACAGACCAAAAUAAUUGUUGGAUUUACACCAUCAUUACUUUAAAAAAAUCAUUAAAUUCUGUAUUUGACUUUUUGCUUUUCAUCUGUUCUCAAGGAUUGUAAAGCCAAUAAAAUCAAUAAAUGUUUGUGA
Molecule: messenger RNA, 1446 nt
Organism: Sinocyclocheilus grahami
Lineage: Eukaryota; Metazoa; Chordata; Actinopteri; Cypriniformes; Cyprinidae
Gene: ube2g2
Product: ubiquitin-conjugating enzyme E2G 2 (UBC7 homolog, yeast)
Exons: 6
Coding region: 127-624 (165 amino acids)
Source: RefSeq, a predicted model, not a curated record